Molecule: messenger RNA, 2354 nt
Organism: Bubalus bubalis (water buffalo)
Lineage: Eukaryota; Metazoa; Chordata; Mammalia; Artiodactyla; Bovidae
Gene: RCC1L
Product: RCC1 like
Exons: 12
Coding region: 46-1581 (511 amino acids)
Source: RefSeq, a predicted model, not a curated record
ACCAAUAUGGCGGCGCCCAGGAGCUGUUAAGGCGUGAGACGGAGGAUGGCGGUGGUGACUCUGGCGGCGGUGGCUCGGCUGGGGCGCCGGCUGAGUGGGCUGGGGCCGGGCCGCGGACACUGGACAGCGGCUGGACGCUCGCGGAGCCGGCGCGAGGCGGCGGAGGCCGAGGCGGAUGCGCCCGUGUUCCAGUACGUGGGCGAGCGUGCAACUCGCGCCGACCGAAUCUUCGUGUGGGGCUUCAGCUUCUCCGGGGCGCUGGGCGUGCCCACCUUCGUGCUGCCCGGCUCCGGACCCCAGCCCCGCGCCGGCUCGCGGCCGCGCCGCAGGAUCCAGCCCGUGCCCUACCGCCUGGAGCUGGACCAAAAGAUUUCAUCUGCCGCCUGUGGAUAUGGAUUCACAUUGCUGUCCUCUAAAACCAAGGAUAUUACCAAAGUUUGGGGUAUGGGGCUCAACAAAGAUUCCCAGCUUGGAUUUCACAGGAGCCGGAAAGAUAAAACCAGGGGAUACGAGUACGUGCUGGAGCCCUCGCCCGUACCGCUGCCGCUGGACAGGCCCCAGGAGACGCGGGUGCUGCAGGUCUCCUGUGGCAGAGCCCACUCGCUCGUCCUGACGGACGGCGAAGGAGUCUUCAGCAUGGGGAAUAAUUCUUACGGGCAGUGUGGAAGAAAGGUGGUCGAGAAUGAAAUUUAUAGUGAAAGUCACAGAGUUCAUAGGAUGCAGGACUUCGAGGGACAGGUGGUCCAGGUUGCCUGCGGUCAGGACCACAGUCUGUUCCUGACGGAUCAAGGAGAAGUGUAUUCUUGUGGAUGGGGUGCAGACGGGCAGACAGGCCUGGGUCACUACAAUAUCACCAGCACGCCCACCAAGCUGGGGGGAGACCUGGCCGGAGUGAACGUCGUCCAGGUGGCCACCUACGGGGACUGCUGCCUGGCCGUGUCGGCUGAUGGUGGCCUCUUCGGCUGGGGCAACUCUGAGUACCUGCAGCUGGCCUCUGUCACCGACUCCACACAGGUGAAUGUCCCCCGGUGCUUGCCCUUCUCAGGAGUGGGGCGGGUGAAGCAGGCUGCGUGUGGGGGCACAGGCUGUGCGGUGUUAAACGGAGAAGGACAUGUUUUCGUCUGGGGCUACGGAAUUCUUGGGAAGGGACCAAACCUCUUGGAAACCGCUCUUCCAGAAAUGAUUCCACCCACUCUCUUUGGCCUGUCGGAGUUCAACCCGGGAGUCCAGGUUUCCCGCAUUCGCUGCGGGCUCAGCCACUUCGCCGCCCUGACCAACCGAGGAGAGCUGUUUGUGUGGGGCAAGAACAUCCGAGGGUGCCUGGGAAUCGGUCGCCUGGAAGACCAGUACUUCCCGUGGAGGGGCCCAGCUGUGGAGCGGUGGGACGACGAGCGUCCGUGUAAAGGCCCAGCAGGCCAGGCCGUGGCCUCCACACCCUGCAGGGUUGCCUGCAUGUCACGGGGAGAGCUGGCCCCGCCAGUGAUAACGUGUCGGCAAGGCUGCCAGCCAGGCCUCUGGCCCCUUCUAAGACGCAGUCAGCACCCCUCCUGCAGCCUGCCUGGGCCUGGGGCUGAUGGGUGAAGCGGGUGACUAUGCCUGGGGAGCCCGUGGACGUGGCGUGUGGCGUGGAUCAUAUGGUGACUCUGGCCAGGUCCUUCAUCUGAACCUCCUCCUCGAUCUGCUGGAGCCUGGCCCUGGCCUCAGGACUGCCUGGCCUGCUCAGCCAGGGCAGCCACGGGGCUCUGGAUGGGGCCCGAGAGGAUCAGGGCCCGCCUUGCGCUGGGCCACGCUCCCUGCAGCCUGGAGCGGGGUGACUGGAAGUGCUGGAGGUGGUCCCCCCUCCAGCCCAGGGUGAGGCACUUGGCACAGAUUCUGCCCCUGGGCUGAGUGGCCCUGGCAAGGCGAGGACGAUCUGCUUCAUCUCAGCUCCUUCCCAGGGACACACGGUGGUAUCUGCUGUCAUGUCUGGUCUUCAGAGAGCUUUUCCGCUCAGCCAUGUCUGCGCGCUGCUGGGACGCCACCUGACAGCCCUGCACGGGGGUCCUCCAUGGAAAUGCCAGUGGGCGCCAGCCUGGAACCCUGUGGGUCCACAGCAGUCACCUGCCUUGUAACACUUCUUCCUGCCUGGCUCAGAAGACUUGAGAGGCCCCUUGGGAAGAUGAGCAAGGCCAGAUUUCUGUGGGCCAAGGGCUUUGAACACAAUCUGCAAAAGCUUGGCUGGAGUGCUUGCCUUGGAGAAGGAAAACUCAGACGGUGAAAAACAUUUGCGUUAAUAACAUAACAUGUCCUUUUCUUUAACAUCUUUUAAAACUCUUUUUUGGAAUAAAGUCUAUUUUCUGCCUUUUCAUUUUUAA